CAGAUUCAUUACAAAUCCUCACUUCCUUUAGUUCACACCAGUCACCAGACCUACCCACUUUAGAAAGUUGGACAAUGCUGCCUGCUACUUUUAAACUGUGUGCUGGCAUUUCCUACAGGCACACGAGGAACAUGACAGGCCUAAGGAGGAACGCUAUGAUGGCCAUCACCCACGAGCUGAGCAAACUCUCUGGACCCGGCCCAAGCACAUGGGUCAAACACAUCCGCCGCAGUAACUCACUGCUCUGCAGCAGGAUUGAAGAGGAAACGCUAAGUGAAUCUGAGCAGGGCUACGUUCAGCAGGGUCAGCUGGCACUACAAAAAUCCAUCAAUAUCCUCAGCGACCAGGAUGGCUGGCAAACAGAGAUAGAGACAUCCACAGGCGACAAAGUGCUGAGCAAGGUUCUGCCAGACAUUGGGAAGGUGUUCAAGCUGGAGGUGGUCCUGGACCAGCAGCCUGAUGAUCUGUAUGAAGAGCUGGUCGACAACAUUGAAAAGAUGGGGGAGUGGAACCCUAAUGUCAAACAAGUAAAGAUUCUGCAGAAGGUUGGUCAGGACACUAUGGUCACUCAUGAGAUGGCUUCAGAGACUCCGGGGAAUGUGGUGGGUCCGCGGGAUUUUGUAAGUGUGCGCUGUGCUAAACGUAGAGGCUCCACUUGCUUCCUGGCUGGGAUGGCCACCCAGCACCCCAGCAUGCCCGAACAGAAAGGAUUUGUGAGGGCAGAGAACGGGCCUACCUGUAUUGUGCUGAAACCAAGUACAGAUGACCCAAACAAGACACAGUUCACCUGGUUACUCAACUUAGACCUGAAGGGUUGGAUCCCAAAGACAGUCAUCAACAGAGUGCUAUCUCAGACGCAGGUGGAUUUCGCGAAUCAUCUCAGACACAGAAUGGCCUCCAGUGGUGGCAUGGAGACAGCAAUGGCCUGCUGACCCCAAGCACAAAACAGUUAAGAGAGGGUUCCUGUCAGGGCACAGUCUCCGCCCAUUUACUACUGUUACUUCCUCUUUGAAUGGGCUGAAACCAGACACACAAUAGUUAUCUAAAUUCACAGCCUUUGUGCAACUCCUCACAGCUACUAAGCUACUACUAGAGCUGCACAAUAUACUGUAGAUUAUCUGAGAAUGUGAUUACAAACUGUUCAAUUUAUUUGUUAUUAAGAUUAUUUGGGUUCCAAAACAUUAAUUAAAAAAAUUAUAAUUGCAAUAUCACACAAUAAUUGAUAAAUACUUCAUAUUGCGUAUUUAAAAUAUUUAUUUAAAAAUAUAUUUUUAUUCUUAUAUGCAAGAUACGCACAAAAAUACCAUUUUAAAGUAUAAUUCUAAUUCUAAUUUGAACACAAUUAUAAAUUAAUUUAAAAAUACAAUUUUUUGUAUUUUAGAAUACUAUAAGAAAUUUUGAUAUUAUAUCUAUGAUACAGUUUUUUUGUGCUGAUGAAUCCGCACUUCAAUUAUUUACUGAUGUAAUGUAAUGUAUAGUAUAAAGAUUUUUUUUUUUUUUUUUGCGAUUAUACAGCUUUAAGAGACCACUUAAAAUUAUUCGUUUCUUUGAUUUUACCAAAUUGAAAACCUCUGUAAUAUGAUCAAGAGGAAGAUGGAUGAUCACAAGUCAUCAAAACAAAUGAGCUGCCAAGAGUGGCACAAAGUUAUCCAAAGACUGGUGUAAGACUGGUGAACGAAAUGUCAAGAUGCAUGAAAACUGUGAUUAAAAACGCUGUUAUUCCACCAAAUAUUGAUUUAUUUACUCCUAAAAACUAUGAAUAUGAACUUGUUUUCUUUGCAUUAUUUGAGGUUUAAAAGCACUGCAUAUUUUUUGUUAAUUUGACCACUUCUCAUUUUCUGCAAAAUAAUGCUGUGCUAAUUUGGGAGAAAUGUUGUCUCAUUUUACUCAAACAUAUACCUAUAAAUACCAAAAUCAGAUAAACUGAUUCAGAAACUGAAGCGGUCUCUUAAUUCCAGAGCUGUAUAUGAUCAGUAUUCCUUAUUAGAAUAUAACUGUGAUCAAAAUACCACAUUGUGAUUGUACUGCUGCUGUUAGAUUUAAUAUUUUUGAGAUGUUAUUUAUACUCUAGCCAUUUGAGAAUGCCACAAACUCACCUCACAGUUUCUCACCAGUAACCAAUGAGCUCUCUGUCUAACAGAGGUUCUGUAACUGUCCAUUUAUUCUUCACUGUACAUCAGAAACUCCAGAAGAUUAAACUGUUCACAAUAAAAUAUAUUUUCUUCAAACCAA
This is a messenger RNA of Astyanax mexicanus (Mexican tetra), 2232 nucleotides long. RefSeq names its product steroidogenic acute regulatory protein (gene star). The record is from RefSeq and is a predicted model, not a curated record. Gene Ontology annotation, biological process: steroid biosynthetic process; intracellular cholesterol transport; regulation of steroid biosynthetic process. NCBI's taxonomy places the organism in Eukaryota, Metazoa, Chordata, Actinopteri, Characiformes, Acestrorhamphidae. Gene Ontology annotation, molecular function: cholesterol transfer activity; cholesterol binding. The transcript is spliced from 7 exons. Gene Ontology annotation, cellular component: mitochondrial intermembrane space; mitochondrion. Bases 75 to 932 code for a protein of 285 amino acids.